CAACAUCAUAGAGGUCUCCACUAACCCCAGGCCACACCUCUUCCAUCAUCUCCUCUUACGCUCCUCUCGUUCUUCUUCUCCUUCUUCUUCGAUCGAAGACUCUUUCGCGAUCCAGCGGACACGACAUAGUUCCUCUUAUCUUAUCCAUCUGACUUCCUUCUUAAUUGAAGACAGUAACUACAAAUUCCAAAUCGAAUUUGGUUCCCCAACAGAGAAAGAGAGAGAAAAGCUUCUUGUAAAAGCUCUCUGUUUUUUGGUAGAAGCUCUCUCGAAUCCAGACAUUAUCAGGUCUUCUUAGAAGGCGGAUUCGAUUCCCAUACAUAUUCAUUCAUUCCCAAUCCGUUCCACAGGAUUCAGAAUCUUCUCUUCCGAGUGGAGAAUCUCUCUUGAUUGCAUUGAGAAUUUUAGAUGGCGUCGCCUCUGAUCUUGAAUCCCGAAACGAAUACCGAGAGAUCUCGAGAGUCCAAAAAGAAGAGGAAGAAGAAACCUUCAAAUCCAAGCCAAAACCAGAAUCAGAACCAGACGAGAUGGAGGUCGCCAGCCGAACAACAGAAUUAUUCUUCCAAACUCAUCGAAGCUCUGCGCCAAGUUCGCCGGAAUCCUUCACCUUCACCCUUGGGAACAGUGGCAUCUUCUUCUUCUUCCUCUUCAUCUUCUACUACUUCUGAUUCUCCUUGUCCAGCAGAAUCAUCAAUCCCGCGCGGAGGCCGUGCCGUAAGAGAAGCAGCCGACAGAGCCUUAGCCGUAGCAGCCAAGGGAAGAACGAGAUGGAGCCGAGCGAUCCUGACGAACAGGCUUAAAUUGAAGUUCAAGAAGAGGAAACAGAGACUACCUAUUUCCGACAACUGUAGAUCCAAGAGACGACGGGAGAUCAGCAUCCUCGCCUUGAAGAAAGACAAGAAGUUACCGACGGUUCAACGAAAGGUUCGUGUCCUUGGAAGCUUAGUCCCAGGCUGCCGGAAACUCCCCUUCCCUGACCUCCUCGAAGAAGCCACAGAUUACAUAGCUGCCUUGGAGAUGCAGGUCAGAGCCAUGACCACUCUCACCCAACUUCUCUCCGU
Molecule: messenger RNA, 1061 nt
Organism: Macadamia integrifolia
Lineage: Eukaryota; Viridiplantae; Streptophyta; Magnoliopsida; Proteales; Proteaceae
Product: transcription factor bHLH148-like
Biological process (GO): regulation of DNA-templated transcription
Molecular function (GO): protein dimerization activity
Source: RefSeq, a predicted model, not a curated record